Molecule: messenger RNA, 336 nt
Organism: Cajanus cajan (pigeon pea)
Lineage: Eukaryota; Viridiplantae; Streptophyta; Magnoliopsida; Fabales; Fabaceae
Source: RefSeq, a predicted model, not a curated record
UUAGAUCCAGACAUACCAAACAAGAGCUUAAAUGAAAUCAAGAGUGUACUUGUCUCAACUCUUGCAUCACAUGGGCAAUUGUCCGAGGCUCUUCUUGUAUAUGAGGAGAUUAAGAAAGCUGGAUAUAAUUUGGAGCCAAAAGCUGUUAUAAGUCUUAUUGAGGAGUUCACUCAAUUCAAUGGGGAAUUGGAUGGGCUGCUGCUUCUACUUAAGGAAGUGAGUGAUCUAGACUAUUGGGUUGAUGGUUGCUUCAAGGUUAUCAUGUAUUGUAUACGGAUCAAGAAUUUGAGUUCUGCUAUUCUCUUGUGCAAGCAACUCAAGGAUAAGUUUGAAAAU